AUUGGGUUUUUUUUUUUUUUUUUUUAAACUGCCGCACUCGAAACAGACUCUUUCUUUCACUGCCCUCUCGACGUCCCUCACCGAAUUCCCGACUUUAAUGUCUGGGCGUCUCUUAUCCUCUGCUGUGGUCAGGUUCCGGACGCUGAAUCUGGCAAAAGAUCUUCUAGUAUUUUCUAUUCGGAAGCAACGCGAGGAGAUCUCUUAGUGAAGCCAUCUUCUGCACAUCUAGAUCCACCGAUCUGUUUUGCCCUAGUUUGGGGCUGCGGUGUUUGGCCUCCUAAGCCGAUGGCCCCAAACCGUCGGAAGGGAUCUGCCAGAGCGGCAGCCGCCGCCGCCGCCGUUCAGCAGCAGUGGAAUAUCGGAGAUCUUGUUCUUGCGAAGAUGAAGGGAUUUCCGGCGUGGCCGGCUAUGAUAAGUGAACCUGAGAAGUGGGGGUUCUCAUCCGAUCGUAAGAAGCUCCUCGUUUACUUCUACGGGACCAAGCAAAUAUUUGAGAGUCUUGUAGUUGACUCCAUUGAUAAUCAUACUAUUGGAAGUUCUUGUGCCUUCUGCAACCAUGCUGACAUUGAAGCUUUCACAGAAGAGAAGAAGAAAUCCUUACUAAUUAAGCGUCAGGGAAAAGGGGCUGAUUUUGUUCGUGCUGUUGAGGAGAUAAUUGAUGUCUAUGAAUCUUUGAAGAAGCAAAAUCUUGCUAGGGCUAUUUCUAAUGAUGGAGAGGAUGAAGACAAUGUAUCAGACCAAGUGCAUUUGGAAGAUUCCAGAAUAGAUUGUUUUGGAAAACCUGUGGAGCCUAGCUUGAGUCCAUCUCCCAACCACGAGUUAGAAAGUGCAUCUGUAACUCAAUGUGGUGAUAAGGUAAAUGUGGAUGAUAAUCCUGGAACCUUACUAAAUUGUGGAAAUCAUUACAAAACUGCAGUAGUUGAUGAUUCAGCUAAAAAAAAAUCUAUCCUUGAUGAACUCAGACAAAUUCCACUGUCUAGUAUGCCUACAACUAGAAAGAGGGCAAGGGACUCACUCAUACCAAGCUCUGUUACCAAAAGUGCCCCUUCACGUAGAAGGUCUAGAAGUUCUUUAGCGAAUAACCCUUGUGAAUCCCAGAAAUCAUCUACGAAGCUUGAUGCUAAACUUAAGGUUGGAUGCUCAGCUUCCAGUAUGCUGCAGGAAGAACCUACACCAAAAGAACAAGUAGUGGUUAGAGAACAUCUUGAAACUUGCAGUGCUGAGGCUUCACCUGACUCCACUAGAGCGCCACUUGAUGAUAAUUUGGCAGUUAAUACUGAUGGCACAAAUUUAGGUGAUGUAAAUGUACUAGAAUUUAGUGGAAAGCUUGAAUGUUCUGAUAAUGAUACAGUUUCAAACACAGUUGCAGAGGGAGAUGCUAGGCUAAGUAGUAAAGUUGAGAUCCCUUUGAACACUCUGGAGUUUAAGGCAAGGAGAAAAUAUUACAGAAAACAAGUUUCCAGUGCUAGAGCAUGUGAUGAAAUGGACAAAAAAAUGGACGACUUGCAGGCUGAGGGUGGAAGCCUUUCUCACUCUACAAAUUCUCAAAAUGGUGCAACUGAAAAAUUUAGUAAUGCAAAUGGAGAUGAACACCUUCCUCUGGUGAAAAGGGCAAGGGUCCGAAUGGGAAAACCAUCUAUGGAGGAGGAAAAUUUGAAAGAAUGUGUGGGAUCCAAAGUGAAAUUAGGCAAUCUUGAUACUUCAAAUGGACAUUAUGGGAGCAACUCAUUCUCCAGUCCUGUAAAAAAUUGCCCUCUACAAAAUGGCUCUUCUAAAAGGAGCUCACCUGUUGCAAUGGAAUUUGCAAGGUUUUCAACGAAUGGCUCUUCUCAUAAUAACACUGGAAGUGAUCUACUGUCAUGCAAGCGGAACAAACAUCAUCUGAUGUUGGAUGUUGAGGCAGCUCUGCCUCCAUCAAAGCGCUUGCAUCGUGCUUUGGAGGCUAUGUCUGCCAAUGCAGCUGAAGCUGCAAUUGAUUGUCCACAAGCCCCAAUUAAAACAGAAAUAAAAUCUAGUGACUGCUUGAGUUCUUCAACAGAGAAUGCUCAUAGUGGUGAUGCGAGUGUUAGGUUCCCCGUGAAAACACUGCCUAUGCAGACUUCUUGUGCAGCUGCAUUUGACAGCAGUAUAUGCGGUUUAUCCUCAAGUUCAACAUCACAGAACCUGGUAGCCUGCCGUUUAACUUCAUCAGAAGCAAAACAUGAUGAUAUUAAUCCUGGAAAGGUGUUGAACCCCCUUGAGACUAGUUCUUUGGAAAUUGGGACGGGAAGUUGUUAUCAUAGUCCCUUUUCUUCAAAGAUUACUAGUACCGUACAGUCUUCUUCUUUGGAGUUGGUUGAAAAGCACUGCAGUGAACAUGGACCCAAUAAUUCAUUUUCAUCUGCAGUGGAAGAGAAUGAUAGGUCUCAGCUGGAUAAAGAGUGUACUUACUCUGAAGUUGCAAGGGUUUCACCUCAGGCAAAUAACACUUGCAAUUCACAACAACUAACUUGUUUAUCACCAUCAAGUGGAGCUGCUACAGCUGUAUCAAUCACAACUACUAUGUGCACAGCAAGUGAAAUUGAUGGUACUGCUGCAGGUUCAGACAUUGUAAAUGUUGACUCAGCAAGUGAUAUGAAUGGAAUCCCUUCAGUUUCGUCUGCCACAAACGUCUCAUCAGCGACAACUAUUUGCUCCUUGCCCAGUGAUUUGGAUGGAGCUGCUGCAGCUUCGGUAACCACUAAUUUUAGUUCUUCGGUAAAUUGCACUUCUAUGGCCACACUUUCAAGUUCCCAAUUUGAACAAACUUCCCGAGGUAGAGACAUGCAGAAUAUUACACUAGACGCAAAACAAACUCCGAAGGAUAGGAGUAUUUUGUCUAAAUUGGCUCCGAUUAAGGAUUUGAUAGCUGCCGCACAAGCUAAGCGAUUUUUAUCUCGGUCUACUUCCAUGUGUGAUAGUGUUAUAGAUGGUAAGAUUGCUCCUGAUGCUGUUGUAAGCCCAACCUUAAUAAACAAGGAAGAUUCUUCUGGGCGUGGUUCACCUUCAAAUCCCAUGUUCUACCAAAGACCUGCUUCAGACGAUGGGACUUGCCACCUUCAGAAUGGCAGUAGAACUCCACUCGAUGGUUCUUCUAGGAAAGGGUUUAGCAAAUACAUGAAUCAUUCUGAAGCAAAUGCAGCACGCAGAUGCUUUGAAUCUCUGCUAUGCACGUUAUCAAGAACAAAAGACAGCAUUGGUCGAGCAACUCGUCUUGCAAUUGACUGUGCAAAAUAUGGGAUUGCUGGAGAGGUGAUCGACAUCCUUCUUCAGUAUUUGGAAAAGGAAUCAAGCUUGCAUCGAAGGGUAGAUCUUUUCUUCCUUGUUGAUUCGAUCACUCAAUGUUCUAGAUGUCAAAAGGGUGGACCUGGAGAUGUCUAUCCCUCCCUUGUGCAAGCUGUACUGCCACGUUUGUUAUCUGCUGCUGCACCUCCGGGAAAUGCUGCAUCAGAGAACCGCAGACAAUGUCUCAAGGUCUUGAGGCUAUGGCUUGAGAGGAGGACUCUUCCUGAGUUCACAGUUCGGCACCACAUUAGGGAACUUGAAUAUGGAAAUGAAGCUUCAUUAAGUAUUUCAUAUUCUAGACGGCCUCCCAGAACAGAAAGGCCUCUUAAUGAUCCAGUAAGGGAAAUGGAGGGAAUGCUUGUUGAUGAGUAUGGAAGUAAUGCCAGUUUUCAACUUCCUCAAUUUCUUAAUACACGGAUUCUAGAAGAUGAUGAGGGGAGUGCUUCUGAUGACAAAGGUUUUGAGGCUGUUACACCGGAUAGGAAUGCUGAAGUUGACUGUGAAAAGGGAACGACACCAUUGUCUGCGGAAAAGCACUGCCAUGUAUUAGAAGAAGUUGAUGGAGAGCUCGAAAUGGAGGACGUUGCACCACCUUGUGGACUUGAAGCAAGCCAAUCUACAUGUCAUGUUAAAGGAGCUGAAUUGGUGAGCAAUUGCAAUCACAAAUGUGAGCAAAACAAUUUAUUUUCUUUUGCUCCUCCACUUCCAGAGGAUCGGCCACCAUCACCUCCUCCACUGCCAUCUUCUCCUCCCCCAGUGCCUCAACUUUGUUCUGGGAAAGCUCCUCACCCUUUAGCUGCUUCAACUGCCGUUGAUAAUACUGAUUUUGGUUCCAGUUAUAAUACUCAAAAUCAACUUCUGAGACCAAUCAGUCAACAACCAAACAGUAUGCAUUGUAGCUCAUCCUUGUCAGAGUCGUCCACCUUCUAUUCCCAGGGAUAUGUAGGCCAUCUACAACAGAUUCCACAGCUUGCUUGCACUUCUUCAAGCUCAUAUAUCAACCUUGGUGGUUCUCAGCCAGCCGUGCCUGUUGGAAAUAAUUCUCAGUCCAUUGUUAACAUACCACCCGGAAAUAAGAUUUAUCAUUUGCAGCCACCCCCGCCAGUGGUCUCUAAUCAGUUUUCUUACAUACAAGCUCAACCUCAGCAUAGACCACAAGCUCCGGGGAAUCAAUCUUCCUACUCAGAUAGGUAUCAUGCGCAUGAUAAUCAAAGAGGUUUCAUCCCGAUUGAUGUUUCUGAUAGAAGCGCAUUUUAUCCAUCUGUUCAUGCAGGUUCCAUUGGAUUGACACCAGACAAGGUGGAAGCACCACAUGCUCCUUCUGCCUUGUAUGGCCCUCAGCUGGAUCCAUCAUCUGCUCCAUGUCAAGAUUGGUCUUAUCUUCCCAGAACAUCUGGUUAUUCUCUAUCUGCUUCAAGACAAUCAUUAGAAAACCCAGUUUCAGCACCAGCCUAUUGGAGAGCAAGAUGACUACCUUGCAUUAUCAUGAUUUUGAUAUUGCCCGGGGCAUUUUUCCUGUGGGAAAGUCUUCUUCAUCUUCUGCACAAGAGGCAAACUCUGCACCGGAUGAAGGAAGAGAGAUGCAUCCAGCAUCACUGUACAUAUGUAUUCUACCCUUAUUAUGCAAGUGCAAAUUAAUAUCAGUUUUCCUUGAAGCUCUGUAUCAUUUCUUCCGACUUUCUGGUUGGAUAAAUAUGGAAUUUAGAUUCAGAUUUA
Dendrobium catenatum is the source of this 5019-nucleotide messenger RNA. RefSeq names its product protein HUA2-LIKE 3. Gene Ontology annotation, molecular function: transcription coregulator activity; double-stranded DNA binding. Lineage: Eukaryota; Viridiplantae; Streptophyta; Magnoliopsida; Asparagales; Orchidaceae. Gene Ontology annotation, cellular component: nucleus. The transcript is spliced from 13 exons. The coding region runs from base 286 to 4773 and encodes 1495 amino acids. Gene Ontology annotation, biological process: regulation of transcription by RNA polymerase II. The record is from RefSeq and is a predicted model, not a curated record.